Trichoderma reesei QM6a is the source of this 1092-nucleotide messenger RNA. RefSeq lists its product as uncharacterized. The coding region runs from base 1 to 1092 and encodes 363 amino acids. Lineage: Eukaryota; Fungi; Ascomycota; Sordariomycetes; Hypocreales; Hypocreaceae. The transcript has 8 exons. The record is from RefSeq and is a predicted model, not a curated record.
AUGGGUACCUACGCUUCGUCAAAGUCUUCUGCGUGUGUACUUAAGGUACUGAACUUGUCGUCACUGUGGAGGUUUGCAUUUGGACCAACAGCAGCAUCAGCACAGGUCUUAGGUUCAACUGCUAACCCCACUGCGAUGCGCUCCGGGCCUCCCAAAAUCGUAGGUGAGAAGACGGCGGACAUGGCCCAUACCUUUGCACGCAAAAUUGCCGUUCAAAUCGCCGAUUAUAAGUUACCACAGGCCCUACCUAGACCGACUGCUAGCGUUCGGCGAAUCCACCAGACGACUAAACGGCCAAUUCCCAAAGACCCAGCUGGAGCCUUUGACUAUCGCCAGUGCCUUGGGGUUCUUCGGCCGCUUGGCUGCCAUGCUAUCGGUCCCGCCUGCUCGGGCAUGGCGGCGAUGGAGGCUUCGGCACACUUGGUGGCUGGGCUGGCACAAACUAGGCUUGCGCACCAAAAUGCUUCGUCCCACGGCCUCAACCGUUGGCUUGGGCGCUGGCGCGCCACGCUCGGUCUUAUGCUGCCGUCCAAAUGCUCCUGGUCAAUGCGCGCCAAGGCUGCGCUUUUGCCUUGCCCUGCGUCUGGGUUAACGUUACGGGACAGUGUCCAGCUCCCCGGCGUCAUUUGUACUGACGAGUCACUUCCUAUCUUCGUGCUAAUUUUCAAGCAGGGUCGUGGUCAGCAAGCUCGUGCCGCUCAAUGGCCUUGCAGCAGCGUACAGUACGAAUGGGCCUCUGCUUGUGCUGCUCCAGGGCUGCUGAUCUCCGGGUCCCUCGUCUUCGAGAAGCCGGCCAGAAACUUUGCGGCCGUCUCACAACUAGCACUUCAAUGUACAGGCACCUGCGAGCUGGAGCAGUGGCACUCUGGAUAUGCGAAAAAGGCCGCCUCCACGCAGAUCCUACCGCGGAAAUCGGCAGCCGCACCAUUUGACACAUGUACAGGUACAGGUAUCGGCCGAGCGAUGCGUGGAGCAUCCGUACGGAACUCACGUACAUGCUCCGUCCCCAGUAAUGCUCCGUCCUGUCGACAUGGAGAUCACCAUAUCACGACCUUUCCUACCUACGUCCAGUGCCUAAUGGGCGAGCAAUGA